AUGUUACGGGUUCCCCGUUUCGCAAGGUAUGUUCGUAUACUUGGGCGUCGAUUUUCAUCAGGGCCUCCCAAAUCAGAUCAUUAUAAAUUUGAACGACCGGGAGCGCAAUUUAGAGAAGACCGCAUUCCAAAACAGUCAGAUGUCGUAGUCAUUGGUGGUGGAGUAAUUGGCUGGUCUGUGGCAUUUUGGAUUCGAUACCUAGCUAAAACUACAGUAACUGUGAUUGAGCGCGAUCCUACUCUAUCUCGUGCUUCAAGUUUACUGGGUCUUGGCAAUAUUCGAACUCAGUUCUCUGAAGCUGAAAAUAUUCAAAUGGCCCUAUUUACCGCCGAAUUUCUGCGUGACAUUGAGGAGCAGCUUUCAGUCAUUGAUGAUGAAAUACCUGAUAUAAACUUUAAUCCCCAUGGAAAUCUCAUCUUAGCGGAUGCUAAAAAUGCAAAUCAAAUGAAAAGGAACUACCAAUUACAGGUGGCUCUAAAAGUUCCGAAUCGCCUUAUGACUUCUGAUGAAGUGAAUAAGCGUUGGCCUUGGAUCAACACAACUGAUAUAUCUUUGGCUUCUUAUGGCGACAGAAAUGAGGGCUGGUUCGAUCCCUGGCUACUUGUUCGUAGACUUCGAAACAAGGCUCACACUUUCGGGGCCAAUUAUGUCGUGGGGGAAGUUGAAGAAUUCACAUUCUUCAAUUCACUCACCCGCACCACCUUCCAAGAUCGGCCUUUGAGAGCCCCAUUAGAUGCACCAAGAUUAAGUGAAGUUGCGAUUCGAACACCGGCGGGAGAUGUGGAAAAAAUAGCCUUCCACAUGGUUAUCAAUUGUGCUGGAGCUUGGUCGGGAGAUAUUUUGAAAAUGGCUAUGGCUAAUAUCAAAGAGGACAUUUUGCCACUUCCUCUUGAAAAGCGGAAACACAAUAUCUUCAUAGUGCGUCCAGAUUACUCACAAUCCUCUCAGUCUUUCCCAGGAAUCGAUUGUCCUAUCCUUUUGGAUUCUACUGGUCUUAUGGUUCAACGUCAAGGCCUAACUGGCGACUUUGCAGUCUGCAUGAAUCCCUCAAUGCCCCGCGAAGGCAAACCCGUGAAUUCGGAGAACCUAGAAGUCGAUUACUCUGAAUACCAUGAGCAUAUUCAGCCGCUUUUGGCGAAAAGAAUACCAACCAUGGCUACAUCACGUAUCCAGACGGCUUGGGCGUGUUUCAACGAUUACAACCCUGUGGACCAAAGUUUAAUUGUUGGACAGCACCCCUAUCUCUACAAUAUGGUCAUGGCCACUGGCGCCUCAGGCCUAGGAAUCCAGCACGCGAUUCCCAUUGGCCGAGCAGUGGCUGAACUCGUUCAUUACAAGCAUUACAAAUCCAUUGACCUUACACGAUUCUCUUUCGAUAGGUUCUAUCUGAAAGCACCGUUUGCAGAGAAGUCUGUGUUUUAG
Rodentolepis nana is the source of this 1422-nucleotide messenger RNA. The record is from the annotation of a GenBank genome assembly. NCBI's taxonomy places the organism in Eukaryota, Metazoa, Platyhelminthes, Cestoda, Cyclophyllidea, Hymenolepididae.